Messenger RNA from Durio zibethinus, 2690 nucleotides. Its product is annotated as (E,E)-geranyllinalool synthase-like. The record is from RefSeq and is a predicted model, not a curated record. Gene Ontology annotation, molecular function: magnesium ion binding; terpene synthase activity. Lineage: Eukaryota; Viridiplantae; Streptophyta; Magnoliopsida; Malvales; Malvaceae. Gene Ontology annotation, biological process: diterpenoid biosynthetic process.
UCCGAUGCAUCGAUCUCAACAUGUACCAUACCUAACAAAUAAAAUAUCUGCUGGCCAUACACAUCAACAUUUAUGUGUAUAAUAUUUAAAAGUGAUAAAUCAAAAUUAUAUUUGUGAACCGAAAUUAAAUCUGUGAUUCACAUGUGAUUGUUCAUACGUACUUGGCCCAACAGCAGCAUCUAUCUUAAAUCAACAACAUAAACAGAAAUAUCGUGCUUUCUUUCAUUUUGGGGCAUGAAUUAAGAAUCUGUUCGAGGAACUUCUAUAAAUAAAUCUCAGAUACGUAUUGCUGUAUAUCACUCACGGACAGAGGAGAAAGGGAAAAAGAGUUGUUUCGGAGUUCUUUCUCUUGUUUGCGUUCUAAGCAAUAACUAUGGAAGUCAAGCAUGUUUCAAUUCAAGCAUUAGUUAAAGAGAUAAAGGAGGAGAUGUUGUUGGACAUCGAUGCUUACUCAUUUGUUUCCCCUUCUGCCUAUGACACUGCUUGGAUGGCAAUGAUUGAUCCUUUAGAUUCCGACCAGCCAUGGUUAUCACCCAUGUUCAAGGAUUGCUUGGAUUGGGUACUUAAUAUCCAGACAGAAGAAGGGUAUUGGGGUGAGUGUGACGCCCAUGGCAAUCCCACCAUCGAGUCUCUCCCUGCUACUUUGGCUUGUGUAAUUGCACUCAAGAAGUGGAAUGUUGGAAAUCAAAAUAUAAAGCGAGGAUUGGACUUUGUUCAUGGAAACGCCGAGAAGCUCAUUGGAGUAACUUACGACCACUUUCCUCGUUGGUUUACCAUUGUUUUCCCUGGAAUGAUUGAAGUUGCACAUGAAGUUGGGCUCGAACUUGCCUUCCCUUCCCAACUAAAUGGACUGUUGUUAGACAUAUUCCACAAACGGAAAAGGAUCCUUGAAACCGAGGAACUUGUUGGCAAUCAAUAUCCUCCAUUGUUAUCGUAUCUUGAAGCACUGCCUUCAUCAUAUGAUAUUAGUGAAGAAGACAUAACCUUGAACUUGAGUGGUGAUGGCUCAUUGUUCCAAUCCCCCGCGGCCACUGCACGUGCUUUCAUGGCUAGUGGAAAGGAGCAGUCUCUAUCCUAUCUGCAAUCAGUUGUAGGAAGAUGCGCUAAUGGAGUCCCACCAACUUAUCCCAUGGAUGAAGAGCUAAUAAAGCUUUGUCUGGUCAAUCAACUACAAAAAUUGGGGUUAGCUGAGCAUUUUACACAUGAGAUUGAAGACAAUUUGGCCCAACUUUACCGGAAUUAUAACAGCAAAGAGUCGAUGGCAAAACCAAGCAAUAAUGCAGAUGUCUCAACCCAGCUGCACAAAAACUCUUUAGCAUUUCGACUCCUCCGCAUGCAUGGUUAUAGCGUAUUGCCUUGUCACUACUUCAGUUGGUUCUUGAAUAAUCAAGAAGUUAGAGCUCAUAUUGAAGAAAAUUAUGAACACUUCUCAACCACCAUGCUCAAUGUUUAUAGAGCCACGGAUCUCAUGUUUCCAGGAGAAAAUGAACUUCAGGAGGCGAGAUCAUUUUCUAGGAAUAUGUUAGAGAAAGUUACAUCCAAGGAUACUCGCUUUAGAUCUGUCGGGCUUAAAAAAAUGAUGGAGCAUGAACUGAGAUUUCCAUGGAUCGCUCGACUGGAUCAUUUGGAACAUAGAAGUUGGAUUGAAGAGAAUAACACCGACAUUUUGUGGGUAGGCAAAGCCUCCUUCCACAGGUUGUCACCCCUGUUGAAUAAGAAGCUAAUCCAACUUGCAAUGGCGGAUUACGAGUUUCGGCAGACAAUAUACAAGAAUGAGUUGGCGGAAGUGGAAAGGUGGUCCAGGAGCAGUGGUAUGAGCAACAUGGGAUUUAGUCGAGAGAAAACUACAUAUUGUUACUUUGCCAUUGCCUCCAGCAUUCCACUGCCAUAUGACUCUGAUCUACGGAUUAUAAUUGCAAAAAGUGCUGUUGUGAUAACUGUUGCGGAUGAUUUUUAUGAUAAGGAAGGUUCUUUAGAUGAGUUGAAUAGCCUCACUGAUGCAAUUGGAAGAUGGGAUGCUAAUGGAUUGAGUGGUCAUGGUAAGACUAUCUUUGAUGCCCUUGAUGAUCUCGUCAGAGAAAUUGUAACAAAAGUUAUGCAACAGCAGGGAACUGAUAUAACAAAUUUUCUUCAGCAGAUAUGGUAUGAAACGUUUGUUUCAUGGCUUGUGGAGGCAAUGUGGAGCAAGGGUGGAUUUCUUCCAUCAAUGGAUGAGUACCUUGGAACUGGAAUGGUAUUCAUUGCUGCACAUACCAUGGUUCUUCCAGCUUCCUGUCUAUUAAAUCCAAGCUUAACCGAUUGUAAAAUCAGGCCAGGGGAAUACGAGAGUCUUAACAAAUUACUGAUGCUUAUACCUCGUUUACUGAAUGAUAUACAGAGCUAUCAGAAGGAACAACGAGAGGGGAAAAUGAACUAUGUAUUGCUCUAUUUAAAAGAAAAUCCAGGAGCAGACAUUGAAGAUUCAACUGCCUAUGUGCGAGAAAUAAUUGACAAGAAGUGGGGAGAGUUGCUCCAACAUGUUCUGAUGGAUGGAUUCGGACAAUUGCCCAAACCGUGUAAGCUUCUUCAUCUAUCAUGCGUGAAAGUGUUUCAGACGUUCUUCCACUCAACCAACAGGUUUGAUUCCAACACAGAGAUGCUACAAGACAUCCAAAAGGCAAUCUAUAUCCCUCUAAAUGUUGAUUAACCUC